AUGGAGAGUGAGAACGUUAAUUCAACCGCUGCUGCUGCUGGCACGGUGCAAUCGAGUGAAACGCCGAUGGAGAGUGAGAACGUUAAUUCAACCGCUGCUGCUGCUGCUGCUGGCACGGUGCAAUCGAGUGAAACGCCGAUGGAGGUGAAAUGCGCGAAAGCAGAAUCUGCAGCAGCGGCAGCAGCAUCUGCAAAGGAAUCGGCGGCGAUCAUCGAUUAUGUGCUAGUGGCCGAAAACGACGAUCCGACGACGGAUCGUAUGGAGUUGCCGACGCAGCCAGAGGAUGGCUCUCUGGGGCUGUCAACCCUGACACAUGCCUACCCAGGCGCACAGGGUCUAAAGUACAAGAAUCCACAAACGGGAGCAUCACGAGCGCUUUUGGUUGAUUCAAGCGGAACGAGGUUUAUGCCACCCAGCGGAGGUUGGGCCGACAAGGUGGAGGUAGAAGGAAGUGAAGCGAAUAAUCCGAAACGAAAAAAAUUGAUGGACGAAGAUGACGGCAUAAGUGAUGAUGGCACAGAAGGACGGGGCUUUAGUGGGGGUGGUUCGAAACAGAAACGCUUUGAUAGUAGUGUGGAUGUGACUACGAGUGAUAGUGCUAGUGGAGGGGGGGAUAUGACAGUGGAGCACGAGAGAGCUGGUGCGGUUUGUGUGGAUCUGAUCGUGUUGGGCAUAUCGUAUAAGGCGUCCGAGCAGACCGUGAAAGCCUAUUUCGAGACGUAUGGCGAGGUGGUGAUGUUCGAU
Messenger RNA from Anisakis simplex (herring worm), 744 nucleotides. Lineage: Eukaryota; Metazoa; Nematoda; Chromadorea; Rhabditida; Anisakidae. The record is from the annotation of a GenBank genome assembly.